This is a messenger RNA of Galeopterus variegatus (Sunda flying lemur), 1270 nucleotides long. Its product is annotated as nuclear autoantigen Sp-100-like. The transcript has 15 exons. Gene Ontology annotation, biological process: regulation of transcription by RNA polymerase II. Gene Ontology annotation, cellular component: nucleus. NCBI's taxonomy places the organism in Eukaryota, Metazoa, Chordata, Mammalia, Dermoptera, Cynocephalidae. The annotation marks the transcript as partial. Gene Ontology annotation, molecular function: DNA-binding transcription factor activity, RNA polymerase II-specific. The record is from RefSeq and is a predicted model, not a curated record.
GAUUCUCAAGAUUCUUGUAGAAACCUGGUCCCUGUACAAAGAGUGGUCUACAAUGUUCUCAAUGAACUGGAGAAGACAUUUAACCUGACAAUUCUGGAAGCGUUGUUCAGCGAGGUCAACAUGCAGGAAUACCCUGAUUUAAUUCAAGUUUAUAAAAGCUUCGAAAAUGCAAUUCAAGACAAAUUGUAUCCCCACGAAAGUGAUGACGAAGAAAGAGAGGAGAGGUCUGACAUCCGCCUAAGCAUAGAACAAGGAACUGGUGAAAACUCUUUACCAAGCCUGACCUGGUCACAAUCAGAUCCAUCGUCCCAUGCUGGUACAACCCCAGCUGAAAAUGGUCCCUCGGAGAGCCUCUGUGAGACAGAACAGAUAAAGGCAAAGCGGAAAGAUACAACCAGUGACAAAAAUGAUGCACUAGGAAGCCCACAAGCAAGUAAACAGUGUGCCCAAGAGUCUGAGCCAGCAGGAAUCCGCGAACGGGUGGCUGUCCAAGUGAAUAACGGGGAUGCAAGAAGUGAGACGCGCAGCCCGCUGCCCUGUGCUGAACAAAGGGCAGAGCUACCCAGCCACGGAGUCCAAAUAAAUUCUUGUUCUGUGCUUCUGGUGGAUAUAAAGAAGGAACCACCAACUUCGUACCCAGCUGAGCAGCAAGCCCAAGCACGGGUUAAACACAACCUAGCAUCUGACAUAAUAGUCAUCAGCAGUGAGGACUCUGAAGGACCCAGUGACGGAGAAGAGCCCCCCAAAGCCUCCACCUCAGCACUGCCAAGUGAGCCCGUGAUCAAUAACUAUAACUCUUGGCAAUCAAGUGAGGGAGAAGAGGACCUAGAAGAUACUUACAUACUACCCCAGACUGCAUCAGAAUCAUUUAUGUACUUUAAAAGCUUUAGGAAAAGAGGGAUGAGAUAUAACGAGGACUCUUCAGAAUCCACGGACAGUGAGUUGAUCCCAGGACCCUGCAACUCAGCACUGAGAAGUAAGCAUGAUCCUGUGGAUAUUCGGGGCACGCAAAAUAGGAAAAGAAGGUUCAGCAGUGAUUCUUUUCCAGAGCUGAAUAACGAAGAAGAGCCUCAGGAAACCUCGAGCUCAGCCCUAAGAAGAGGGUCAGGUGUGCCAGGAGGCCAGGAAGCAAGGACAGAAAGUAGCCAAGCAUCUGACAUGAUGGAUACCAUGGAUGUUGGAAACAAUCCUACUUUGGGAAAACACAGUAAGAAAAGAAGUAAGAGACAAAAGAGAAGUUAUAUACUCACAGUAAACAGUCUCCAAAGAG